CACACCCACUGGAGUGGACAGACUCCAGAAGGGGGCCAGCGGCUGCUGCAGGAAUUCAGCCUCUGCUGGGGCUGCCACCCAGGGGAUUGCCCCUCUUUGAAACGGCAAUCCCACCAUUUCCCUGUCUUUCUGAAAAGGAUCACACCGUUUCCCCUUGGACCCCAUGGAAGCCAGACUUGGGACACUUCGUGGGGACUUUGUCUUUCCUUUCUGCUUCCUUCACAAGUUGCAGCCUUACUUGGGCUGAUUGAGGGGGCCUCCCAAGCAUGGCACUGACCAGCGUCCCCAGUGCCGAGCUGGCUCCCGGCUUCUUUCAGCCUCUGCUGGCAUCUUGGAUCCCCCCUCCUGGGGCAUCGUGGUGAGUCUGGGUGCCCAGCCUGAGGGUGCCUGGAGAGUGUCAGGUACCCCCAACGCCCCCUGAACCAAAGCUGGAGAACGGGGAGGUUGCCAGGGGCGAGGAUGAGAUGAGUGGGGGCCGCUUUGACUUUGACGAUGGUGGGGCAUACUGUGGGGGCUGGGAGGGGGGGAAGGCCCAUGGGCAUGGACUGUGCACCGGCCCUAAGGGCCAGGGCGAAUACUCAGGCUCCUGGAACUUUGGCUUUGAAGUGGCAGGCGUCUACACCUGGCCCAGUGGAAACACCUUCGAGGGAUACUGGAGCCAGGGCAAAAGGCACGGGCUGGGCAUAGAGACCAAGGGCCGCUGGCUCUACAAGGGUGAGUGGACGCACGGCUUCAAGGGACGCUAUGGAACCCGCCAGAGCACCAGCAGCGGUGCCAAGUAUGAGGGCACCUGGAACAAUGGCCUGCAGGAUGGCUAUGGCACCGAGACCUAUGCAGAUGGAGGGACUUACCAAGGCCAGUUCACCAACGGUAUGCGCCACGGCUACGGGGUGCGCCAGAGCGUGCCCUACGGGAUGGCAGUGGUGGUGCGCUCUCCGCUGCGCACGUCGCUCUCGUCUCUGCGCAGCGAGCACAGCAACGGCACGGUGGCCCCGGACUCGCCCACGUCGCCGGCGUCCGACGGCCCGGCGCUGCCCUCGCCCGCGAUCCCGCGAGGUGGCUUCGCGCUCAGCCUGCUGGCCAACGCCGAGGCGGCGGCGCGGGCCCCCAAGGGCGGCGGCCUGUUCCAGCGGGGCGCGCUGCUGGGCAAGCUGCGGCGCACCGAGUCCCGCACGUCCCUGGGCAGCCAGCGCAGCCGCGUCAGCUUCCUCAAGAGCGACCUCAGCUCGGGCGCCAGCGACGCGGCCUCCACCGCCAGCCUGGGCGAGGGCGCCGAGGGCGCAGACGAGGCUGCACCCUUCGAGGCCGACAUCGACGCCACCACCACCGAGACCUACAUGGGCGAGUGGAAGAACGACAAACGCUCGGGCUUCGGCGUGAGCGAGCGCUCCAGCGGCCUGCGCUACGAGGGCGAGUGGCUGGACAACCUGCGCCACGGCUACGGCUGCACCACGCUGCCCGACGGCCACCGCGAGGAGGGCAAGUACCGCCACAACGUGCUGGUCAAGGGCACCAGGCGCCGCGUGCUGCCGCUCAAGAGCACGAAGGUCCGCCAGAAGGUGGAGCACAGCGUGGAGGGUGCCCAGCGCGCCGCCGCCAUAGCGCGCCAGAAGGCCGAGAUCGCCGCCUCCAGGACAAGCCAUGCCAAGGCCAAAGCUGAGGCAUCAGAACAGGCUGCCCUGGCUGCCAACCAGGAGUCUAACAUUGCUCGCACGUUGGCCAGGGAGCUGGCUCCGGACUUCUAUCAACCAGGUCCGGAAUAUCAGAAGCGCCGGCUGCUCCAGGAGAUCCUGGAGAACUCGGAGAGCCUGCUGGAGCCCCCGGAGCGGGGCAAGGGCGCCGCGGGUCUCCCGGAGCGGCCCCGCGAAAGCCCACAGCUGCACGAGCGCGAGACCCCGCGGCCCGAGGGCGGCCCCCCGUCGCCGGCAGGGACACCCCCGAAGCCCAAGCGACCCCGGCCCGGGGCGGCCAAGGAUGGCCUUCUGAGCCCGGGGACCUGGAACGGGGAGCCCGGCGGCGAGGGCAGCCGUCCGGUCACGCCGUCCGAGGGCGCGGGCCGCCGCAGCCCCGUGCGCCCCGCGUCGGAGCGCAUGGCCAUCGAGGCGCUGCAGGCGCCGCCCGCGCGGCCGCAGGAGCCCGAGGUGGCACUGUACAGCGGCUACCACAGCUACGCCGUGCGCACCCGGCCCCCCGCGCCUCCGCCCUUCGACGACGAGCCCGAGCCCGAGCCCGCGGUCUCCCCGGCCGCCCCCGCGCCCCCGUCCCCCGCCACCGCCCCCGCGCACCAAGGCCCCGAGCCCGAGCCGGCGCCGGCGCCCGCGCCCCCCGCCAAGAUGGAGCCCAAGCCCAUCGUGCACAAAGCCGAGCCCAAGGCCAAGGCCCGCAAGACAGAGGCCAGAGGACUGACCAAGGCCGGGGCCAGGAAGAGGGCUCGGAAGGAGGCGGCACUGGCGGCAGAGGCUGAGGUGGAGGUGGAAGAGGUCCCCAACACUGUCCUCAUCUGCAUGGUGAUUCUGCUUAACAUCGGCCUAGCCAUCCUCUUCGUUCACCUCCUAACCUGACCCUCGUUUAACAGAGUCAGGAGUUCCACUGAGGACAACAGGACACAUCUUUUUGCAACGCCAGGCAGAUAACGAAGGAGGACUAGACCUGGAGCUCUGGGCCCAGCUCACAUCUGCAACCAUGGACAUUUAAGGGGGCCUCCUGUGGGCCCAUGCUGGGUGUUCAGGUGCCAGAGGGAGAGAAUGUCUGAGAAGCCUCCCAGAACACUGCCCGGGGGCAGGGCAAACCUGGAUAGCUCCUGAGCCUCCUGAUCCGCUCCGGUUCCCAUCCUUGUCCACUCUCUUGCCUGCCCCUCACCACCCCCUCCCUGGGCUUUUGUGUGUUUUGAGAGAAGUCACCUAAGCAGGAUAUUAAUUUUAAAUCCCUCCCUCUUCCUCCCUCCCCACCCCCACUUCAGUCGAACCCUCAACCACGCAGCCCUGCCCAGCACACACUGUCCCCUGGCAGUCCUGGAGGGCAGUGGAGGAAGUGGACAAGCUCAGUUGAAUAUCCCAGCAUACACAGCUCUGCCUCCUCUCACCAAUCAGUGAGCUUCCCUCCUGGACCAAUGGACAGGGGAGACCUGAAAAUUGGAGCCUUUGGCUGGGAAGCCAUUGAGCAGGGGACCCGGGUGGGCUGGAAAGGAGGAUGAGACACAGUUGCAACGGCCCUGAUUUUGAGUGUGUCUGAGCUUGAGGCUGGGGUUGCGUUUAUGGCUGGCGAUGUGCCCCACCUCACUGCGCAGGAGCCCUGGGGCCAUCGAGCUGCGGCUGAUGCCUUAUGAAUUGGCUCGUCCCCUUCCCCCACCAACGUCACAAUGGGCUUAGCAGAGCGUGGCAUGGAAGCCCUUGGAAACCCAGGCUGAUUUCCGUGGGGAAGACUCUCAGGCAGGGGCUGAAGACAAGUGUUUCCCAGGAACAGAGGAGCAAGUCUGGGCUCCUGCUGGAUGCAGCCUGUGCAACAGUGACUCACUUGGCAGAAGAUAAUACUUGUAAUUACCUCACUUAGAGAUGUUUGUACCAUACUGGGUCUCAUGGAGGAUGGGGGAAAGGACUUCCGGACCCCUCCUUGACUGAGGAGGCAAGUGGCAAUGACAUCCAAACUGAGCUGGAGGGAGCCACUGCUAUUCUGCCUUGUUUCUCUGGACCUUGGGGCUUUGGGCAUGGGGGCCAGGCCUCCCCCCAGGGCAGCUCAGGGAUCUGGGUAUUUGCAGUCAGCUCCCCACCCCCACCCCACCCCCCUGCUGUCAGUCCUUAGGAACCUUCCCCUCCAGCUUCACACUUCCUGUUUCCAGCUCUUCUGGGCCUGGCAGCUUGGCUGGAACCCUGGCCCGUGUGCCUGCAGAGAGUACCCUGCAGACGUUCUUCAUCCCAGCAAGGUGGGCAUGCUUGGCCUCUGUGUUUGGGCUUUGCUGAACUCCUAGGGAAUAAGGGGGGUGGCUGGGGGCUGCUCAGUGCUGAUAGGUUCCAGGCCUUGGCGCUGAGACCAUUGCUCUGGGUGUUGGGACGAGCCUGUGGCUGUCAGAGCUGGUUUGAGGCUGGCGUUGGAUGACAGCUCCAGGUGCCGAGUCUGUUAGAUAAUAAACCCGCAUCUGCUCACGGGCUCCAGUGGCUGCCGUGUCUGCUUGUGGGCCCAGGAUGAGGGGCUGGCUGAAGCAGUGGGGAGUGGCUGGAGGAUGCUGGGUCCUGCUGGACAGCUCUGUAAAGAUGCCCUAUAAUGCUUUUGGAGCGGCAGCUGAGGGGAUCAGUCCUGCAGAGAAGGCUCAGGGGCCAUGGACCUUUCAUGGUGGAGUCUGUUUCCUAAUGCAGACGUCCAGAAGCUUUUCUACCUUACGGUAGCAGCAAGAGCCCCUCCCCCCAUCCCCUUUGAGUGGAGGCCUCCUGGACUCUGAUCCUGCUGUAGACACAUUUUUAUUUCUCCCAGCCUCAGUUGCCUCAUCAAUAAAAUGGAGGUGAUACUGCCUACCUCCUGGAGUUAUAGUGAUACUGUAGGAAGCUACUGAAAGAUACAGUGGUCAUAUUACAGUACUGUUACAAGCCCUCUUCCAUUUUGAUGGAGGACACCAAAAACCCCAAAGCAAAGAUGAUGCAGUCACCAGCUACACAGUCACAGAAUAUCCUGGUCAAGGGGCCCAGACCCAUCUCCACUGCAUUGGGGCUCAAGGGAGCAGGGACAGGCCCAAGGUCACACAGAGCAAGUCCAUGAAGGGUGCAGUUCUCAGACUUGAUUGGUCACAGCACUGUCCAUUAGGUUUUUUGCAGCUGGCAGCCCCAGUGAGAGGGUAGGAGAGUGAAGUCUCUCCAGCACCAAUGGGCUCCAGUUCAGUGACUGGGUCUCCAGGAGCCCUGGCUCUCUCCCCAGCCCCACCGUCAACUUCUGUGUGCCUUUGGAUACCUACCUUGUUCUGUGCCUCAGUAUCCUCUUCUGCCAAGGAGACUACAAUUCCUGCCCUAUGGCUUUCCUCCCAGGCAGUGCAGUUGUGAGACUCAAAUGAGGUAGAUUCUGGGUGGUGAAGAGAUUUUUCAAAAUUCUGGGACAAAGGGUGGGUUUGGGGGGAACCCCAGGAUGGAUGGAAUGGAUGGCAAUGUGGAGGGAAUUGGUUUAAUGUGCAGAGACUUUGAUAAAACCCAUGGAGGGGAGCAGGGUGGGGCAGACAGCCUGGUGGGCAGCUGACCUGCACAUUGGCUGGGGUUGAGGGAGUUAGGACAGCCGCAUCCGAGUCACCUUGGAUGGAAAAGAAGGUCACUUCCGGAGGGUUCAACCCCCCACAUUGGAGCACCCAGUCAGGUGAGAUUGAGCUGGCUCAGGAUCCAGCCUGGCAGAUGCCUCCUCUUCCAGUCUUGGCCCCUGCAGCUCUAGGAAGUUUGUCCCACCCCCUGCCAUGUCCUGGAUUCCUUUAAGGUGCUUUGUACUAUGCUGGAACUUACAGACGCUGUUAGGACCUGUAAUCAUGAACCACUGCCUUGGGGUGGUGGCCGGGGGAGUGGGGGCAAGAGGGAAAGGCUCAUCAGGACUCUCCCAGGGCAGAGAAAGGGAGAGGGCCAGGAGUGAUGACAGUCAGAUAUCGACUUUGUGGCAAGAAGAGAAGUCAUCUCUGAUGGACCCACAGAGGACCCAGCUAUGCUGGGAGAUGCAGGUCCAGGGAUGACCUUUGGAGGUCCAAGCUGGAUGAAGUUUUAUGGAAACCUGCCUCCCCCAUAUGAGACUCUAAAAACAACUAGACUGUAAAACACAGAACUGGCAUGUAUGCUGAAAUUAAAAGAGCUCUCGAGCCAGGCAUGGUGGUGCACACCUGUGUCCCCAGCACUUGGGAGGCUAAGGCCAAAGUUUGUAAGUUCAGGGUCAACCUGAGCUACAGAGUGAGACAUGAAAAAGGAAAAUUAUCCAUGUCUUGAGGGGUCAGCAAAGACUGAGGGAACCAACCCACAAGGCUGCCCUCACUUCAGACACAGGCCACAAGUUUGGGGGUCCCAGGAACACACUCAGUACAAAUUAACUGGUUACUAGUGGGAGGUCUCCAUGACCAGCCUCAGGCUGAGUAAUUCACUAGAAAGAUCCACAGGGAAGAAAGGUAGUCCACUAGUGAAAGCCAUUGUAGCAGCUCGCACUUGUUAUAGCAAAAGGACACAAGUUAGAAGCAAGCAGGGGAAGAAACGCUAGGGCAGAGUCCAGCGGGGCUCAGUGUGGGGCUGACACCACUUACACAUCUACCUAUGCGUUGCCUGGGGUUCCCCAGGGAAGGGGAUGUUUGGGGCAUUCGCCUCCCUCCGGGGACUCCUUGGAGCUGAUAACGCUCAAGGACUGCUAUACACACUCACGGUAGGUGUGAGAGCUUUGCUAGUCAGCUGAAUUUGGACAUCCAUCAGUGUGUCUGAUUCAUGAAGAAAGGGAUUUCUGGUCAACUGACGAGGAAUAAAAUCAAGUCUGCAAAUCCUGGCCAGUGCUUGGUGGAGUUAUGAACUAUCUGGGUGUGUCAGCUGUGCAGUGUCACAGCCACCUGAGUUUGUUCAUUGUGCUCAGCAUUCCAUGGGGUGGCAGUGAGGGUUAGGUGUAACUGAGCAGUUUGGUGUUUUGGCCAAAAUGGCUUAGCACAGCGGGGGCCAUCGGUGUGUCUGAACUCAAAUGCUGAGCGUGCAGGUGCUUGAUGCCACCAACUGGAGCACCUUCCCUUCUCCUAGGGUCUCCUAGGCUUGGGCUUGCUCUCAGGAUGCUAGGGGCCCCAAAACAGGAGGAAGGCAAGCACCAAUGCGUAAGCACUUGUCAAGUCUCUGAUUACAGCGUUUGCCAUUAUCCCUUGAACCAGAGCAAGUCAGAUGCGGAGGCCUAGAAUCAUUGUCAGAGGCAUGAACAAAAUCAGGACCAUCAACACAAGCUCUGCACACCACUAGGCAACAGCUGACCCUGGGUAUCUUAGAUCAUUCUCUAUAGCUAUAACAAAAUACCCCGAGGGUGGAUAUUUUAUAAAGAAAAAGUUCCGGUUCUUAUAAAUGAUGUCCUCACUCUCUUUUGCUGUGCCUGAACCCUGACCCUUCUAGCAGGAGUGGUCAUAAUAGCAAUGAAAAUAAUAAGCCACUGGGUGUGGUGGGGCACACCUGUAAGCCCAGCACUCAGGAGGCUGAAGCAGGAGGAUCACAAGUUCAAGGCCACCCUGGACUACAUAGUGAGACCCUGUCUUAGAAAAACUAACAACGAGCAGUAGUAAUGGCAGCAAGUGUUGGUCACAUUCCAGACACUUCCAAUUUGCACAAGGAUUAUUUCAUUUAACUUAAUUCCUACAGCUGUGAGAAUGACCAGCUAUGUAUAUUAUUACAUAACACCACAAAAACUUCAGAGAAUAUUUACGUACGAGAAAUCGACACAUUACAAACAUGCCAAGCAACAUCAUAUAUUAAGUGUGAAUGUUUGCAUAUGUGUUGAAUCGUGUUAAAAAUGCGUGGACAUGAUGACUCAGAUUAGUGGCUAUG
This is a messenger RNA of Castor canadensis (American beaver), 7505 nucleotides long. RefSeq names its product junctophilin 2 (gene Jph2). The record is from RefSeq and is a predicted model, not a curated record. Gene Ontology annotation, cellular component: junctional membrane complex; sarcoplasmic reticulum; endoplasmic reticulum membrane. Lineage: Eukaryota; Metazoa; Chordata; Mammalia; Rodentia; Castoridae.